AACGAUCUCGCUUCCAGUUUGACCAAGAAAUCAAGACCAAAUUCCAACCCUAGUAGGGAGGGAGGAAAGUAAAUCUAGAGGAAAGAGAAAAUGGACAUAGCGCAAAAAUUGAAUGGAGAAAUGAAAAUUGUCUAAAUUGAUCGAGAGGUGGGUGCAGGGUUGUCUAAUGGAUCGUGGAGGGCCUGGAGGCCCUAUUUCAGAAUGGAAACGUGGUCCAAAUUGACUUUUAACUAUAAUAAAACUAAAAUGAUUUAUAAUACCAUUAUUCAAAAUGUAAUAUCUUUCUAUAUUGUUGAAAUUAAAAUUAUCUAUUAUAUCUCUGAUUUUUCGUAUUCUCCAUGAGAUCAUUUUCAAUUGUUAUUAUAGCUAAAAUUAUCUAUUAAACUCGUCAUCACACUCAUAAUCAAUCAAUCAUACACUAAAAAUACAACCUACAAAUAUUAUAUCGUUAACUAACGGAUCUAAGUGGAGACCCUAAUAUCGGAGGCCCUGUGCCGGAGGGCGGGCUGGCACACCCUCUAAGCCGGCCCUAAUUUUAAUAGUAGGAAACGAUUGAACCUCAAUUUACUACAAAAUAUCCUACCAUUUACUUUUCCAAUAUAAUCUCCAAUACGAUUUCACAAUCUACACUAAUCCCACCAUACACAAGAAUAUGACUUGUUCUUGCUAGAAGAAAAGCUUCAACAUCUCUCUUUUUUUCUUGUUAGAAAAAGCACAAGAUAAAACAAAAAUGGAUCCUUUCCUACCCAAAUUAAACUCGAAGAAAUGUCUCAAGUAUUCCUAGCACUUGGGUCACCAUUGAAACUAUAUCCCUUGAAAUCGAAUAAGAACAAAACAAACCGCCUCGCCCUCGUCAAGUGCCCAACCCCAAACCGACCAGAUUCCUCGUAACACACAUCGAUCUACCCUUCUCCUAUAGCUAUAAACCAAAAUCAAAUUUUCUAAUUUUCUUAAACACACCCACCAAGGUAAAAAAAAUAAAAAAAAAUCAAGGACUAGUCACGGGUUUAUAAAGGGUAGCAGCAAAAAUUUACUGCUAAUAUUCAGAUUAAGUAAACAAUAAAGUGGGAAAAGGUGGGCUCUCAGUCGGUUCAGUACUGUGCCUGUCCCUCUUUCCCUCUCUUUCUUUCUCUGUACUGUUUCUUUUAUAGCGAGAAGAGAAAAGAUUCAGUCUUUCAUACAGAUCUCACUUCAUAGUUCACAUGCUCUCACUUUACUUACUCCACUACCCUCUUCUACUAGCUCAGACCCUUCCAUUUUCAAGCUCCAGCUUCAACUUUACACAUUGCAGCAGCUCCCAGCAUUGGUGAGUGAUUGAGGUACAAAGCUUGUGACUUUUUUUGGUUCUUUUGUUAAGGAGAGUACUCUUUGCUGAUAAUGAUGCAGUCCAAGUGUUUGUUGGUUUGCCUCUGUGAAGGUGGUGUGGGUUGUUGUUGGCAGAGGAGAGUACGGGGAAAUGGAAUGGAAUAGUUAGCUAGCUUUGUUAACUCUGGCAAGCAAACCAGAGUUGAAGAAAUGGCAUUAAGUUUAGGUUUGACUAAGUGAGAAAACUUGGGGGGUUUCUCUUUUCCAUUAUUGAUCUUGGGUUUGAAUUGUUCUGGCCAUUCUGUAGCUGUUCUGUUCCCCGGAAGUAGAUCCGUUAGCAUGUAUAUGUAGAUGUGGGUUUUGAUCAUUCGUGUUUGGUUGCUGUGAAAGUUUUGGAUAAAGACAAAUUGUAAAGGAGAACACUUUCUUUUUCCUAUCCUUUGUAGUAAAAGUUUGGAUCUUUGGCCAUAAAAAGAGGGGAAAGGUAAAGUUCGAAUCACUGGCAACAUUUCUUGACAGCCUAGUGGCACCGCCACUUUGAAUAGUGGCCAGAUUGGGUUUACCUGUACUGUAGUGUAAGUUUAAGUAUCUAUCUUCGCACAACGAGAUGGUUUACAGAUGAGCUCGAGCUUCCAUCAUUAAUGCAGAGAAGAUUACUUGUUGAUCAUGCACUGAGAGCCAUUAAAUACAUGCCUGCGUUAUUAUGCGUUUGUGUCUGUCAUUGUAAAGAAAUGUCAUUUUCUUCAUUUAAUCUCUUGCCUUAUUUCUCAGCUACCAGGAAUCAUGCUAAUAUCAUGACUUCUUCUUUGGUUCAGGUUAACUUGAGCUUUCUGGCAUCACCCUUCUCUUCUAUUCCGUCAACCAAGUUUAGCAGCUUCUGAUUCUUUAGCCGAGUCUUAGAUCAGAAGAAGGCAAAAUGAUGCAGAAGCCACCACAGAAUGUGGACUUUGCACUCAAAGAGACCUCCCCUAAAAUUGGGGCAGGAGCCAUAGCAAGCGACAAGCUAGCUUCAACAUAUGACCUCGUCGAGCAAAUGCAGUACCUCUAUGUCCGAGUGGUGAAAGCCCGAGACUUGCCUUCCAAAGAUGUCACUGGGGGCUGCGAUCCUUAUGUUGAGGUCAAGCUUGGAAACUACAAAGGAAUCACAAGACACUUCGAGAAGAAGUCAAACCCUGAAUGGAACCAAGUCUUUGCUUUCUCAAAGGACAGAAUCCAAGCAUCGGUUCUCGAAGUCACGGUGAAGGAUAAAGAUGUUGUUGUAGAUGACUUGAUUGGCAGAAUGAUGUUCGAUCUCAACGACAUCCCGAAGAGGGUCCCACCAGACAGUCCAUUGGCCCCACAAUGGUAUAGGCUCGAGGAUCGGCACGGGAAUAAAGUGAAGAAUGGUGAGCUAAUGCUUGCUGUCUGGAUGGGUACUCAAGCUGAUGAAGCAUUCUCCGAUGCUUGGCAUUCCGAUGCAGCAACUGUGGGCCCAGAUGGUGUAGCAAACAUCAGGUCCAAGGUAUAUCUCUCACCCAAGCUAUGGUAUGUGAGAGUGAAUGUGAUUGAAGCUCAAGACUUGAUACCUAACGAUAAGACCAGGUUCCCUGAACCUUAUGUGAAAGUCCAAUUAGGAAACCAGCUGAUGAGAACUAGAAUAUGCCCAAGCAAGACGAUUAACCCGAUGUGGAAUGAGGAUCUAGUGUUUGUGGUAGCCGAGCCCUUCGAGGAGCCCAUGAUUUUGUCUUUAGAAGAUAGAAUAGGUCCCAACAAAGAUGAUAACUUGGGGAGAUGUGUCAUUCCGUUGCAGCUAGUUCAAAGAAGGCUUGACCACAAGCCGGUGAACACAAGAUGGUUCAACCUCGAGAAGCACGUGAUUGUGGACGGUGAGAAGAAAGAGACCAAAUUUGCUAGCAGGAUUCAUUUGAGGGUCUGUUUGGAAGGAGGGUACCAUGUUUUGGAUGAAUCAACACAUUACAGUAGUGAUCUUCGACCAACUGCUAAGCAGCUGUGGAAAACCAAUAUCGGGAUCCUGGAAGUUGGAGUCCUGAGUGCAGUUGGAUUAUCACCCAUGAAGUCGAAAGAUGGGCGAGGGACGACUGAUGCUUACUGUGUGGCAAAAUACGGGCAGAAAUGGGUGAGAACAAGGACUAUUGUCGACUGCUUUACACCGAAAUGGAACGAGCAGUACACGUGGGAGGUCUUUGAUCCAUGCACCGUGAUCACCGUAGGCGUCUUUGACAAUGGACAUGUGAAUGGGGGGUCUGGAAGAGACGCAAGGAUUGGGAAAGUGAGGAUUCGACUCUCCACACUCGAGACCGAUCGAGUCUACACGCAUGCUUACCCUCUAUUAGUCCUACAUCCUUCAGGAGUGAAGAAAAUGGGUGAGCUUCAACUAGCUGUGAGGUUCACCUGCUCAUCAUUGAUCAACAUGCUUCACCUGUACUCACACCCUUUGCUCCCCAAGAUGCACUACAUCCACCCAUUAUCGGUUAUGCAGCUCGACAUCUUGAGGCACCAAGCUAUACAGAUCGUAUCGAUGAGGUUAAGUCGAGCUGAACCACCACUGAGAAAGGAAAUAGUUGAGUACAUGCUUGAUGUCGAUUCGCACAUGUGGAGCAUGAGAAGGAGCAAAGCUAACUUCUUUAGGAUCAUGAAUGUCUUGGGUGGGUUGAUUGCAGUGGGGAGAUGGUUUGACCAGAUAUGCAUCUGGAAGAACCCUUUAACCACAGUUUUAAUCCACAUCCUCUUCAUCAUUUUAGUUCUCUACCCUGAGCUGAUCUUGCCUACCAUCUUCCUUUAUCUCUUUCUGAUUGGGAUAUGGAACUAUCGGUGGAGGCCGAGGCACCCACCUCACAUGGACACCAGACUCUCACACGCCGAUGCUUGCCACCCUGACGAGCUGGACGAGGAGUUCGACACAUUCCCCACGAGCAGGCCGUCUGAUAUCGUGAGGAUGAGGUACGAUCGCCUGAGGAGCAUUGCAGGGAAAGUUCAGACCGUGGUGGGCGACCUGGCUACUCAGGGGGAGAGGUUUCAGUCGCUGUUGAGCUGGAGGGAUCCAAGAGCCACAACUUUGUUCGUGACAUUCUGUUUGAUUGCUGCGGUUGUGCUGUACGUGACCCCGUUCCAGGUCGUGGGGCUUCUGAUCGGGAUCUAUGUGCUGAGGCAUCCCAGGUUUCGGCACAAGCUGCCUUCUGUUCCUCUCAACUUCUUCAGGAGGCUGCCUGCAAGGUCUGAUAGCAUGCUUUGAUGACCGUACAUUCCAUUCCGCAUUUCUGGGAUCAUAAUGUGACAGCUGAACUGCCUUAGUUGUAGGUUUUUUUUUUUUUUUUUUUGUCUCUGGACAUUGUGAUCUCUUCUUCUUCUUGCUGUCUGAGAAAUUCAGGUUGUUUUAUUUGUAAUCUAUAGCUAGUUAUGACAUUGGUUGAUCAAUUUGCAGGUUUCAGCUUUCAAUAUGCAGUAAAUUCUAGUUCUGCACAUUGUCAUUCUGCUUGAUAGUUCAGGCAUGCUCCCCAAAGAUAUGAUGAACCUAUACGAACCGGUUUUUCGACAUAAAACUAUCUUUUCGAUUCGGUCAUUAUACGAGUCACUUCUAGUUAACAACGAGAUGCUCAACACAAACAUGUUACAACUUACUAUAACACUGGAAAGAGGCCCAUUACGAAUCUUGGCCGCCAGUUCACAUAACAACAUCAUCCUCAUCUUCAUGCCAGAAUGCAGAAACAGAAAAUGGAAAAACUUCCAGAUUCCUAAUUGGGAAAACAACAUGCCAGAUUGGGACCUGUACAGGCUGUAGCCGCAUGCCUGCAUGGAUGCCAUAUGGCCGGUUGAUUCUCCGCUGCAUUGGAAGUAUUUCGGACGGCAUUAUUCUGUUUGCAUUCUUCUUAUCUGCUUCAUCCCAAGUUUCAGAAGCAUAAUCCCAAGCCAGCCCUUCAAUUGGUGGUAUUCUCUUUUUAUCCCAAUCAAUAGUGUCCACAUUAGUACUCCCGUUACAAAAGGAGGCACAACUACAUGUUUGGAAUUCAUCAAAUCCCGAUUUGGGUCGGUGUAAAAAAUGAGUAAAUUUAAUAAAAUAAUAAGAUAAUAAAUUUUGAGAACCAAUCUACAUAAAUACAUGUAUUUUCAAUUCUAUAAAUUAAUAAUUGUAAAAAUAUCAUUCAUAAAAAAAUUAACAAUAUAACUAGGAUAAUCGAGAAAAAUAUGGAAUCUAUAAUUGUUUGUUUCUUCCGGAAGGUCAAGUCUCCAUUUUGAAUUUUCAUCAUUGCACUGAACAUCGCUAGUGUUGUUUUCUCUAAUUGCAACAGCCAACGAAUAUUUUUGAAACAAGUAACUGCAAUAAUUGUGUAUAAUUUGGAUGAUUAAGAUAAUAUAAUGAAUCUUAAAAUUUAAGUUUAUCAAAAUAUAAAAAAUUAUAUUUGUACUAAAAUAAAAUUAAUACACCACGUUUGAAUCUAAUUUUAAAGUUAUAAAGUUAUUUAUUUUAACAAUAUACAUUAUAAAAAACCUCAUUGAAUAAAUAAAAUAUUAAAAUAUUUAUUUAUUAAUAAAUACGAUAGUUUAAUAAUUUUCACGGUCCCGACUAUAUUAAUUUAUAGAGAUUUUAUUGCAUUUGCGUGUAAAAUGAUUGGUGCGAAAACUGUGUAGUGAAAUUGGUAAUGAAUGAAUUCAGAUAAUAGGUGGAUCCUAAAUCAGUAUUUUGUGCAGUAUAUCUCAUUAAGAGCAUGUUAUGAUGCAUACUAUUUAGAUCACUAGUCGAUUUGAAUCUCACAUAUUUUUACUUCGUCGUUUCUCUCUUUUAGUAGUAGUGUAGAUUAAUAUUAACAAAAAAUGGUAAUAGUGCAAUUUCAAUUGUCGUAACAAAGUACAGUAAUUUCGAAUGAUUAUAUAAACUUUUGUGAGAUUUCUCCUCUCAUCACCUGCAAAGAAGCAAUUGCAUUAUUGCAAAAAGGGUGGCUGACUGUUUCCUCAUAUUCAUAAUUGAAUUUCUACCAAUUGAGUUGCUAUCCCUACAUAAUUUUUAUAAUUCAUAAAUAUACAAUUGGAUUAAGAAAACAAUAAACUAUGUAUUAUAUAUGUGGAGUAUAAUACAUAGUUGCCUUUUGGGGAGCAAAAUUUAGUAUUAAUGUAUAUGUUCUUGUUUCUUACUUAUAGGCAUUUGUCAUUGUUGCCUUUUGGUAACAACAGAAUCUGAACAGUGAGCAGUUAACAUCAAUCGAGAUGUUCAACGUAUGCUUUUCAUUUCGUAGUAAAUUAGAUAAAUGUUUUGUUGUUUGUUGCGACUUUUAACCCAAUUUAAUUAGGGUUUAGUAGUUAUAUAUUGGAUUCCCCUUUCGGUUAUAUCAAUCAACGAAUGACGUGCAAUUCUUGUUAAUUCUUAUGUUUCUAUAGCUUAAGAAGAGUUGUCCUUUUUUUAAUGCUCUCUUAUAGUUUCUAAGUUAUACAUAUUAGGAUAAUAUAAUACUAAUGAUUGGAAUUUACAGUGAAAUGGAUCGAUUAUGACUGCAAUUAGGGUUUAGUAGCAAGUCAUUUUCCGAUGAGAUGUGAUUUCCAUUCUUAAUUAUGUUGCCUUCCCACCGUGAAAACGAUAUCUAGAGUUUGUAUCAAUAGGAUUUUGGAGUAUGGUAUUAUACUCUAAUUCGUAAUGAGUAAACUUUAGGUUCUCCAUAUUCUACAACCUUGAACCCGAUCCAGAAUGGCACAAUCUAGUAUGUAGGACCUAAUUAAUUAGGUUUUACUCAUUAUUUAUGAUAUAGUAACAUAUGCCCUAAACUUCGGUUAUUAGUUCAUGAUGUAGAUAGGGUUUCCCACAUAGAGGAAAAUAUUUGCCGGAAAUUAAAUCACUGAAUUUUGCAUGGGAACUCAACUUUUACAUGCACUUACGUGAAGCCGUGUCUCCAAUAUAUCAAGCUUUUCCUUCAAUCCUCUUCUUAUCUUUAGUUACAUUAAGUAAUUACGUACCUGACUUUGAGACCAAUGUUAUAACAAGAGUAAUAAUACUUAAAAUGGACAUAUGAAGAAUGGAUAUAUAUAAUUAAUUACUUCAAGUGCUGGUUUUCAACUUGAAGAUUCUAAAUUCAAAUCCUGUAACAAUAAAAAUUAACCAAUAUCAUCAUGUAAAAAUAACAAAAUCCAUCGUUCAAGUUCAAGUUUCAACCCACUAUCUCUUUCCCCCUCACAAGACUAAUCAGUUUUUUACUAAAUGGAGCAUUUUUAU
Messenger RNA from Linum trigynum, 7501 nucleotides. Lineage: Eukaryota; Viridiplantae; Streptophyta; Magnoliopsida; Malpighiales; Linaceae. The record is from the annotation of a GenBank genome assembly.